Molecule: messenger RNA, 2070 nt
Organism: Fusarium falciforme
Lineage: Eukaryota; Fungi; Ascomycota; Sordariomycetes; Hypocreales; Nectriaceae
Exons: 4
Coding region: 1-2070 (689 amino acids)
Biological process (GO): stabilization of membrane potential; potassium ion transmembrane transport
Cellular component (GO): membrane
Molecular function (GO): potassium ion leak channel activity
Source: RefSeq, a predicted model, not a curated record
AUGGACGCCACAGAUUUGGGUGAAAACAUCGAUCAAGAAGCCCAAGUCAUCGAGAGUGUUGCCUCUCGUAGGAAAAGAUUUCAAAAUGACAAUGCUCAUGAAGAACCCAGCCGUUGGUGGUUCCUCUCAUUGGUGUUCCCCAUGAUCGCAGGGACUCUCGGCCCUGUGGCUUCAUCGUUUAGUAUCUGUGCUCUAGUCCAGCCAUGGCGACAGCAACUCGUUCCCGGGGGAGAUAUCAAGGAGGCCCCUUUCGUCAGUAACCCGUGGUGGUUGACGACUGCUAAUGCCAUCCAGCUUGCUAUCGCCAUCACCUCGAAUUUCUUUCUACUCUUCAACAUGGCAGGACGAGUGCGCUUUAGUCUGGCACAACCAAUCACCAUUAUCGGAUGGUACAUCUCAGCUAUUUGCCGCAUUUCCCUAAGCGCCACUGCCGCUGGGCCACUUCUCAAAGACAUCAAGUUCCCCAAAGACGAGCUCGUAUGGUCCCAGGCAUUUUACUAUGGCAUAUGGGCGGCCAUCCUUUACUUCUUCGAUGCUUCUCUUAUGGCUGUGACCUUCUGGGGUGCAUUAUCCGGCCACUACCGGAAAGACUUUAUGCUAACCUUUAGUCAACGCACUCUGAUGUUGCAGACCAUCACGUUCCUUCUAUACCUCCUCAUUGGCGCCCGUGUUUUCUCUAAAGUCGAAGACUGGAACUAUCUCGAUGCCGUGUACUGGGCAGACGUUACUCUCUUUACCAUCGGCUUCGGUGACUACGCCCCAAAGACUACUCUUGGAAGAGCUCUCCUGAUCCCAUACGCCCUCUUUGGUAUUAUCAGCCUUGGUUUGGUCAUCGACUCAGUCAUGAACCUUGUCCUCGAGCGUGGAAGACGCCGCUUCCAAGCCCGGAUAGAGGAGAAGACACGACGCAAGAUGGUCCAGACCAUAACACGAAAGGGGGACGAUGGUAUCCUCAAGCCCAUCCGCGAAAGGUCUGAAAUAUCUCGCACACAGUCAGAUAAAAUCCCAGCAACCGAGUUUGAACGCCGCAGGGCCGAGUUUGCCCUAAUGCGCAAGAUACAACACCAAUCUGCAUCUCGCAGAAGAUGGAUGGCCAUGGCCAGCUCUACUUGCUCAUGGCUCGUUCUAUGGCUAGUGGGUGCGGCUAUCUUUGAGAGGACCGAGAAGCCCUAUCAAAACUGGUCGUACUUUGACUCUUUCUACUUCUGCUUUGAGGCCUGGACUACCAUUGGAUAUGGUGACCUCACCCCUACGUCUAAUGCAGGCAAAUCUUUCUUUGUCUUUUGGUCUCUCUUAGCCUUGCCCACGAUGACGGUACUUAUCUCACAUGCCAGUGAUACUGUGGUCAAGCUUAUCCGAAAUGGUACGGUUGAAGUAGGAAAUGUCACGAUCCUGCCAGGCGACGAAGGCUUUAUCGGUAAUAUGAAGCAUAUUAUCAGCAAGAUUACAUUUGGCAAGGCCUUCCCAGGCCAUCUGGACUCUGCAUCUCCGGAGCUAGAGGCGUCCUCGAAGAGCACCGACCAACGAUUAGACAAGAUCAUGACCGAGCCCAAUGAACAAGCCCUACAGGGCGAUAACAGAGGCCAUCCCGGUACCUGCAGAGUCCGACAGUCGCCCUCCCAGGUCCGCAAUCACUGCGAUGGGCUUCCCACGGGCGCUGACUUCCACUUCGUUCUUAUCUCUGAGAUCCAGGUCAUCGCCAGCCACCUCAAAGAAUCCAAGCCGCAUCGCUACACUUUCGACCAAUGGGCUUGGUACCUCAAGCUCAUCGGCGAAGAUGAACACAACCCACAGACACACUGCAAAGCCAAGCCGAAGGGAAAACACCAAGAUCCUAACGGUGAGGGCUCAGAUAAGGAUCUGGCGUGGUCGUGGGUAGGGAAUCGCAGUCCUUUGAUAAGCAGCCAGGAAGAGACCGAGUGGAUUCUGGCCAGUCUGAUGGAUAGGCUCCGGGAGUCGUUAUCGGCAGAGAGGAGACGGCAGCUGGGGAGCGGUGCCAGGGUGGCGCAUCAGGAGGCGCAGGAGGUGUAUGACUUCGAUGGAGGUGGUGGCAAGGAGAAACGAGCCUGA